UUUAGGAACAGAACGAUUUAGAAGUUACUCGUCGUUUUCUUCGGCGUGGCGUUGCCACCUAACAACACAGGCACAGCUGCCAUAGUAUUCGUCGCCCACGCCCUACACCUCUCUGUCUCCGCUUCUCUUCUGCUCUUCGGAAAUGGCAGCAUUAUCAGGGAAGGUUGUCCAACAUGUUCUGGUAGCACAUUGCUGCCAGCAGGAUAGGCAGUUAAGCACCCAAUAUCAAAAGGGCUUUUGUACCCCUUGUAGGCGCAACUUACUUACCCACAUAAGAGGGAGGUUGGCAGGGACACACAUCUCUACCCCUCAAAUGUUCUCAAAAUUUAACCGAGGAAUUGUAUACUGCAAUGCUGCUCCAUCAGUUGCUGUAAUACCCUCUGUUGACAAAGGGGCUUUCCUUAAGCUUCAAAAUGGCAGUGAUAUUCGAGGGGUUGCUGUUGAUGGUGUUGCAAAUGAACCAGUUACCCUCACCGAACCAAUUACAGAAGCAAUUGCAGCUGCUUUUGCUGCAUGGCUGCAGGAUAGAAAAAAGGCUGAUGCAUCUAAGCCAUUGAAAGUUUCAAUUGGCCAUGAUUCACGAAUAUCUGCACAGAAGUUACAGGAUGCCGUAUCUCGAGGUCUAGCUGGUGCUGGCGUUGAUGUUAUUCAGUAUGGAUUGGCCUCCACACCAGCAAUGUUCAACAGCACUCUAACAAAAGAUGAAGGCAUUUAUUGUCCAGUUGAUGGCUCUAUAAUGAUAACAGCUAGUCAUCUCCCUUACAAUCGAAAUGGAUUCAAGUUCUUUACUAACAGUGGUGGACUUGGAAAAGUGGACAUCAAAGACAUAUUGGAGCGAGCUGCUGAUAUAUACAAAACUUUCACAGCUGAAGGUCUGAAUGAUAACGAAAAACGAGCAGCACAAUCUGUGAAAAGAGUGGAUUACAUGUCCGUAUACACAUCUGAUCUGGUAGCAGCUGUCCGGAAAGCUGCAGGGAACUUAGACAAGCCACUGGAGGGAUUCCAUAUAGUAGUUGAUGCUGGAAAUGGAGCUGGAGGAUUCUUUGCUGCAAAAGUGCUAGAGCCUUUGGGAGCUGUUACUUCUGGAAGUCAGUUUCUAGAGCCAGAUGGGCUUUUUCCCAAUCACAUUCCAAACCCCGAAGAUAAGGAAGCAAUGAAAGCUAUAACUCAGGCAGUACUUGACAAUAAAGCAGAUUUGGGGAUUAUCUUUGAUACUGAUGUUGAUAGAUCUGCUGCUGUGGACUCCAGUGGCCGUGAAUUAAACAGGAACCGAUUGAUAGCCCUCAUAUCUGCGAUUGUUUUAGAGGAGCAUCCCGGGACUACCAUAGUCACAGAUAGUGUGACUUCUGAUGGAUUGACAACAUUUAUUGAAAAGAAGCUGGGUGGAAAACACCAUAGAUUUAAAAGAGGCUACAAGAAUGUGAUUGAUGAAGCCAUUCGAUUGAAUUCCGUUGGAGAGGAAACACAUUUAGCUAUUGAAACUAGUGGCCACGGAGCUCUCAAGGAGAAUAAUUGGCUUGAUGAUGGUGCAUAUCUGAUGGUGAAGCUUUUAAACAAAAUCGCGGCAGCUAAGGCAUCUGGAAUCAGUGGAGGCAGCAAGGUUUUGACAGAUUUGAUCGAUGGUCUGGAGGAAGCUACUGUUUCUGUUGAACUAAGACUUAAAAUUGAUCAAAAUCAUGCCGAUCUUAAAGGAGGAUCUUUCCGUGAAUACGGAGAAGCUGUGAUACAGAAUUUGGCAAACUGUGUUGACGCCGAUCCAAAACUUCAGAAAGCCCCCGUGAAUUAUGAAGGGAUAAGGGUGUCCGGCUAUGGUGGAUGGUUCCUUUUAAGGCUCUCGCUUCACGACCCUGUUAUGCCCCUCAACAUCGAGGCACCAACCCACGAAGAUGCUAUAAAGCUCGGCCUGGCCGUUCUUUCUGCCGUCAAAGAGUUUACUGCUCUCGACACAUCCGCCUUAAACAAAUUUGUCCAAGUGUAGUCAAGCUCGCCUUCUCGCGCGCCCAACUUCUCUAAGGUGUGUAAUUUAAAUCGACUUCCCUUGAGCUUCUUUUGGGUUUUUCUUUUUUUGGUACGGUAAUGAUAAUUUAAAACGAUGUAAGGGCUGGUGCAAUUUUGCUCGGUUAUGAUAAACGAAUAAGGUUGAAUAAUUACUACUUUUCUAAGGGAUGGCUUAGAGAAUGUAGUCUGAUUUCGAUCAGAAAAUAAGUCGAUUUCUAAACGUUUGUUUUGUGUUUGCAUAGAAAGUUUGUUGAUGCCAAUGGGUAUGUUUGUUUAAGGUUUUGACGA
Messenger RNA from Andrographis paniculata, 2286 nucleotides. RefSeq lists its product as uncharacterized. Bases 143 to 1978 code for a protein of 611 amino acids. Gene Ontology annotation, cellular component: chloroplast stroma. Gene Ontology annotation, molecular function: phosphomannomutase activity. NCBI's taxonomy places the organism in Eukaryota, Viridiplantae, Streptophyta, Magnoliopsida, Lamiales, Acanthaceae. The record is from RefSeq and is a predicted model, not a curated record. The transcript is spliced from 18 exons. Gene Ontology annotation, biological process: carbohydrate metabolic process.